AUGCGCACCGAGCCAGAAGUAAAUCACCGCGCGGCGCGGGUGCAAAACUUGAGCGCGGGCAAGUUUUCGGGGUCCAACCGCUGCCCGCCUUCUGCCGCUCCAAACGCUCGAUCUCAUCCUCCAGCUUUCGUCCCCACCGCCACCGCGCUCGCACUCCUCCUACCAAGCGGCCUCGACCAGAACCCGGAGAUCGCCUGGAACUAG
This is a messenger RNA of Puccinia triticina, 204 nucleotides long. RefSeq lists its product as uncharacterized. The record is from RefSeq and is a predicted model, not a curated record. NCBI's taxonomy places the organism in Eukaryota, Fungi, Basidiomycota, Pucciniomycetes, Pucciniales, Pucciniaceae. The transcript is spliced from 2 exons. Bases 1 to 204 code for a protein of 67 amino acids.